This is a messenger RNA of Uranotaenia lowii, 2918 nucleotides long. RefSeq lists its product as uncharacterized. The transcript is spliced from 6 exons. Lineage: Eukaryota; Metazoa; Arthropoda; Insecta; Diptera; Culicidae. Gene Ontology annotation, molecular function: serine-type endopeptidase activity. The record is from RefSeq and is a predicted model, not a curated record. Gene Ontology annotation, biological process: proteolysis. Bases 351 to 2672 code for a protein of 773 amino acids.
GCACUGGGUAGGUGGUCUGCUCGGGCCGAAGAGUAUAGCCUGCAUCGCCAAGCUGGAUAGGCUCAGGCUCGGGAACUUACUCCGAAAACGGAGUACGUCGUAGGUAUCCUCAGCCCUAACCGAUAGCUGUUGUAAAUCUUGUCGCCUCUCAAAACGAAAACUCUACAACGAUAGUAAAAUUUCCUACUUGGACGCGAAAUAGAUCCACAAGUGAUGACGAUUUCCUGGGAGAUUCAUAAAUGCAACCUUUCAAGUACCAAAAACGAAUAGCAGAUAGCACAUAAGUAUAAAAAUCCUUUCCACUGUUGAGCAAACCAUUCAGUCAAUCGAGUAGCUUUCUCAACUCAAACAUGGCAAAACUCAUCAUCCUCAACGUUUUAGCUUUGCUAGCCCUGGCAAAUGCUGGAGUUACUGUUCCAAAACGCCUUUCUCGUUUUGAUCCCCGGAUGAUCGUUGGAGGUUACCCGAUUGAGAUCGAUGAGGCUCCCUAUCAGGUGUCGCUUCAACGUGACGGAAAUCACAUUUGUGGAGGAUCGAUCAUCUCUAGCAAAUGGAUUCUGACAGCUGCCCAUUGCACGGAAUAUGGAAGUGCCAAGAGCUUCUCCGUUCGAAUUGGAUCUACCAAACAUGCUGCUGGAGGUCAAGUGAAGAAAGUUGCAAACAUUGUUUCGCAUCCCGAGUACGAUGGUGUGUCGAUAGUCAACGAUUUCUGCCUGUUGGAACUUGAGGAAACGCUUCAGUUUGACAACUCGAUUCAAACCAUUAAGCUGACUGUUGAUGAACCAGAAGCCGGAAGUAUCGCCCUGGUAUCCGGAUGGGGAGCCACUCAUUCUCCAUCGGAAUCGAAUGCCAAGCUGCGAGCGGCCAAUGUUCCGAUCGUCACUCGCGAGGACUGUAACAAAGCUUACGAUGGACGUAUUCAUGAGUCGAUGAUCUGUGCUGGAUUCCUGGAGCAAGGUGGCAAGGACUCGUGUCAGGGUGAUAGCGGAGGUCCUUUGGCCAUUGAUGGUCAGCUGGUCGGAGUUGUGUCUUGGGGUCGAGGAUGUGCCGAAGCAGGAUAUCCUGGAGUGUACUCGAAUGUAGCAUCCGUGCUCGACUGGAUCAACGAAACUACAAAUGCUUUGGAAUACUACAAGUUAUUCCAAAGCAUUUGUAGUUUCGUUGAUCCAGUCGAGCACGGAUGCUACAUUCGAGUACACUCCAGGAUAUCCUGCUUCGGCACAUCCUCGACCCCAAGACACAACUCCGACCAGCUGACCAUCAAUGGUCAAAGGACCUCCGCUAUCACCCUGACACGAGUCCUUGCCACCUUGCUCCAGGAAUCCAGCACAGAUCAUCGACUCAUGAAUACGUCCAUCGUAAGCUUUGUUACAGUCCUCGCGAGUGACGAUCGGAACAUUGGCCGCUCGCAGCUUGGCAUUCGAUUCCGAUGGAGAAUGAGUGGCUCCCCAUCCGGAUACCAGGGCGAUACUUCCGGCUUCUGGUUCAUCAACAGUCAGCUUAAUGGUUUGAAUCGAGUUGUCGAAUUGAAGAGUUUCCUCAAGUUCCAACAGGCAGAAAUCGUUGACUAUCGAUACACCAUCGUACUCGGGAUGAGAAACAAUGUUUGCGACUUUCUUCACUUGACCUCCAGCAGCAUGUUUGGUAGAUCCAAUUCGAACGGAGAAGCUCUUGGUACUUCCAUAUUCCGUGCAAUGGGCAGCUGUGAGAAUCCAUUUGCUAGAGAUGAUCGAUCCUCCACAAAUGUGAUUUCCGUCACGUUGAAGCGACACCUGAUAGGGAGCCUCAUCAAUCUCAAUCGGGUAACCUCCAACGAUCAUCCGGGGAUCAAAACGAGGAAGGUCAAACCAUUCAGUCAAUCGAAGAGCUUUCUCAACUCAAACAGCUUAGAAAUGGCGAAAUUCUUCAUCCUCAACGUUUGUGCUUUGCUAGCCCUGGCAAAUGCUGGAGUCAUUGUUCCAAAACACCUUCCUCGUUUUGAUCCCCGGAUGAUCGUUGGAGGUUACCCGAUUGAGAUUGAUGAGGCUCCCUAUCAGGUGUCGCUUCAACGUGACGGAAAUCACAUUUGUGGAGGAUCGAUCAUCUCUAGCAAAUGGAUUCUCACAGCUGCCCAUUGCACGGAAUAUGGAAGUACCAAGAGCUUCUCCGUUCGAAUUGGAUCUACCAAACAUGCUGCUGGAGGUCAAGUGAAGAAAGUCGCAAACAUUGUUUCUCAUCCCGAGUACGAUGGUGUAUCGAUAGUCAACGAUUUCUGCCUGUUGGAACUUGAGGAAACUCUUCAAUUCGACAACUCGAUUCAAACCAUUAAGCUGACUGUUGAUGAACCAGAAGCCGGAAGUAUCGCCCUGGUAUCCGGAUGGGGAGCCACUCAUUCUCCAUCGGAAUCGAAUGCCAAGCUGCGAGCGGCCAAUGUUCCGAUCGUCACUCGCGAGGACUGUAACAAAGCUUACGAUGGACGUAUUCAUGAGUCGAUGAUCUGUGCUGGAUUCUUGGAGCAAGGUGGCAAGGACUCGUGUCAGGGUGAUAGCGGAGGUCCUUUGGCCGUUGAUGAUCAGCUGGUCGGAGUUGUGUCUUGGGGUCGAGGAUGUGCCGAAGCAGGAUAUCCUGGAGUGUACUCGAAUGUAGCAUCCGUGCUCGACUGGAUCAACGAAACUACAAAUGCUUUGGAAUAACUUGUAGUCUGUGUCAGGAUGAACAGUAAUAUGUGAUGAACGUUUUUAAAAUAAACAUUUUUGAUAAUAUUGUGGUAACUUCAUCCCAAUGAACUAAAAACUCACACAGUGAGAAAUUUUUAUUUUUAUUUAUUAUUAUUUUUAAUCUAAAAAUAAUAAUUUCCAAACGUAAGAUGAUAACUUAUUGCACAAAUACUUUAUGUAUUCAGUAAUUUCCCAUAACUCCCACUGUUCUCUACCACAUUC